CCAUGGUAAACCCACUUGGAAUAAGAAAGAAAGACCACCUUAUGCUUUUAUUUGAUUGCUUGCUAUUGUUUUCUACUUCUUUCAAGCAAAUGAAACAAACACAUAAACUAUUAUACUCUUUCUACACGUGAAAGGGAAUUUGUGGGUUAAUGGUAAGGGAAAGUAUAUUUUUAGGGAAAAUAUUACGUUUAAUCAUUGGGUUUACUAAUGUGUCAUGUUUAGUCAUUGUAAGAAAUUAUUAUUCAUGUUGGUUACUCGAAUUAGUAAAACGGUUCACGUUUAGUCACUCUCCAUUAGUCUCCAUUAAUUUCUGUUAACACCAUUAGUCAAUUGAUUAAGUGAUUAAUAGAAGUGCUGACUCACCCUUUUCACCCGCCACAUCACCAAACCCGACCCGGCACGUCACUCAACCGCCAUGUCAUCUUUCCCAACCCAAUUCUUAAACCCCAACCAACCUAUGAACCGACACAUCUAUCCCUCUUUCUCUCUCCUCUUCGCAUGUCCAGAACCCGCCUUUCUGGCGCUUGAUCUCAAUACAGUUGUUGCUACUCAAGAUCAGAACUUCCAUUGGUGCUGAAGGUUUCUGAUACACACCCACAGGGACUGCGUUCUUUAGCGGCCAAUUUCCUCUCCCACAGAAAAUAAACAAACGAUAAACACCACCAAACCAGUUGUUAGGAUUUUUCAAACGCGCCAAAGCCAAUCCUCAAAGCCCUCUGCCAAAAGAGAAAAUGGGUGACACAAUGACGACGUUGCCGGUGGCGGAGCUGACCAACACUAUCUUGAUCGACAAAGCGGCGGUCGGGCUAGCCUUGAAGCAUCCAUUUUUCGAUCAGGUCUCGAUUCGAUCCAUUGUCUCUCGCCCUGAGGGAGGAGCUGGGAUCGCCGGGCAGCGCAUCUGGGUUGGCAGAUGGGUCAAGACAGGGAGGGAGCAAGAGAAGGGCAUUCGCCUUCUAAUUGGAUGUCAACGACGGGUCGUGCCCUGCGAAUCUGCAAGUUGUUGUGAACCAUGACGCUGUAGAGGUCGGUCUCGGCUCAAUGGUGUCGACUGGGACCUCCGUCUCGGUCGAGGGGUUGCUGAAGGUGCUGCCUGAGGGGUUAUGGCAAUAAGCCACCACCGUCAUCGCCGACGGAAGUUCAGAUCUUGAAGCGGAGCAGCAUCAGCUGCGUUGAGAUAAAGUGCCAGAAAGGCGGGUUCUGGACAGGCAAAGAGGAGAGAGAGAGGGAUAUAGGGGCCAGUUUAUAGGUUGGUUGGGUUUAUGGAUUGGGUUAGAAAAGAUGACAUGGCGGAUUGAGUGAUGUGGCGGGUUGGGUUUGAUGAUGUGGGGGUUAAAAGAAUGGUGAGUCAGCAUUUCUGUUAGCCACUUAAGCAAUAGACUAACGGAAAGUGACUAGACGUAGACCGCUUUACUAAUGAGAAUGACCAACAUUAAUAUUAAGAUUUUCCGGUGAAUAAACAUGAUAAAUUUUA
This is a messenger RNA of Linum trigynum, 1471 nucleotides long. Lineage: Eukaryota; Viridiplantae; Streptophyta; Magnoliopsida; Malpighiales; Linaceae. The record is from the annotation of a GenBank genome assembly.